This is a messenger RNA of Anthonomus grandis grandis, 531 nucleotides long. RefSeq names its product enhancer of split mgamma protein-like. The record is from RefSeq and is a predicted model, not a curated record. Gene Ontology annotation, biological process: regulation of transcription by RNA polymerase II; anterior/posterior pattern specification; regulation of neurogenesis. Gene Ontology annotation, molecular function: RNA polymerase II cis-regulatory region sequence-specific DNA binding; protein dimerization activity; DNA-binding transcription factor activity, RNA polymerase II-specific. Gene Ontology annotation, cellular component: nucleus. The transcript has a single exon. Bases 1 to 531 code for a protein of 176 amino acids. Lineage: Eukaryota; Metazoa; Arthropoda; Insecta; Coleoptera; Curculionidae.
AUGGCUGAUAGCAGAAAAAUCAGAAAACCCUUGAUGGAAAAGAAGAGGCGAGCAAGGAUCAACGAGAGCCUAGAGAUUUUGAAGAAUAUCUUGAUAGAGUACGAUCCGGACACUAUAAGCAGGACCGGCCAGAAGGCCUCCAAACUGGAAAAAGCUGACAUCUUAGAGAUGACCGUGAAUUACUUACAAAAAAUGACCGCUUGUCACAGACAACAAUAUCCAGCGUAUCGGGCCAAACCGUAUGCAAGUGCACACUUUUAUCAACAUCAGCACCACCAACAUGGACAACUUAGGACGGCCGCUGAACAGUACCAAAUGUUCCCGUACCCCUCGCAACCUAACAGAAGGACUAUUUUGGAUCCUUCAAGGUACGUUCCCAAUUUGGAAAUGGUGUCACCGCCUACUUCUCCUGACACCGUUUAUCAUGAAACUCCUAAGGAAAACUAUCGUAGUCAAGAUAACGGAUUUGUUUCCGCCAAAGAUAUUGUGAAAAAAGAGGACAUUUGUGAGCCCAUGUGGAGGCCUUGGUGA